Molecule: messenger RNA, 3769 nt
Organism: Stegodyphus dumicola
Lineage: Eukaryota; Metazoa; Arthropoda; Arachnida; Araneae; Eresidae
Cellular component (GO): cytoplasm
Molecular function (GO): ubiquitin binding
Source: RefSeq, a predicted model, not a curated record
UGCAGUUUCGCGACUGUUCUGUAAUCUCCGGUACUUUACCUUCGUUAGAAUCAACGUUAUCUUAACUGGUAAAUUACUAUUUUAGCAACGUUGUGUAAACGUUUAAAUUAGAGAAAGUUUAAAAGUUUCAGCGAAUGGCAAAGAAGAUUGGAAGUAAGGAGGGUGUUACUAGAGAUUCUUCUAUAAGUUUGCCUUCAGAACAAAAAAUGGCUAGUGAGUCUAAUAAGCAAAAGAUUACUAAAAUUCAUGACAUGUUUCCGAAUGCUACAAAAGACCACAUAGCAAAAAUUUUACAAUAUUAUGAUGAUGAUGAAAGCAAAGCAAUUGAUGCCAUUACCAGAGAUGGGGGAAAAGAAGCACUGAGUAAUUCGUUAGCUGAUUCUGGAAGCUUAAAAAGCAAGAAUAACAAGAAUAAGAAGAAAAAGAAAAAGGGCAAGAAAGAAAUGGGUAUCCCCGCAACAGCAUCAUUUGAUGCAGAUGAUAGUUCUAGUCUGCACAGCAGUAGUAAUGUUGAUGCUGAUAUUGAGAAAGAAUCUCAAAGAACAGAAAAUGGCAACAUAGGAAUAACAGAUGACAGAAGUUUAUCUUCUCCAUUAAGCAGUGAAAGGUUAAGUAGCAUUGAAGUAGAUGCCUUAAAUAAUAGUCAGAUCAAAGGAUUUGUAACAAAUAAACAAGAUGUAAAAUUUACUGAUGUAGCUUAUGAAGCAACUGCAUCUGAAAUGUCUUGUUCAACCAAUGAAAUAGUCAGUAAGUGCCCUAAAAGUGCAGAAAAUGUUUGUGAGUCUCCUGUAUCGGAUUGUUCUGAGAAACAAGAAGAGGUAGGAAUUAAAAAAGAGAAGCAUAGGACAAAUAGUGAAAGCCAUAUUAAACACAUACCAAGGCAGAGAACUGGGAGUUUUCGUCGAACUAAAACAUCUUCAACGUCUGAAGAUGCAUCUAGUCAACAUAAUCCACUUGCAGCUGCUGCACCAACAAAACGAGGUUAUGAAAAGUGUAAGAAAGAUCUAAAUAGGCAAACCAUUUCACUUCAGAGAAUACAUGCACAAUUGGACAAAGGCUUGGAAGAAUCUGAAAAGAAGCUAAAGAAUGCUUUUAAUGACAUUAAAAAACUGUUAGAUAAAAGGCAAGAAUUAGUAGAACUUGAAUUAGAGAAAACUAAAGAAGAAGCUCUAAAUCUUAUAAAAAGCAGACAAGAACUUGCUCUUGAUUUGAAAAGAAGAGUUGACCGCACACCAUCUCUAACUGAGGCUCAGUGGGCAGAAUUAAGAUCUGAUAUCAAACAAUUUGUGACUGAAAGGAAAUAUGAUGAAGAGUUGGGAAAAACAAUAUGGUUCCAGUGGUGUUUAGAUAACAUUACAGAGAGUAUAGAAAACUUUGGUGAAGUUCAUCCUGUAAAGAAUGUCUAUAGUCAGCGUUCGCAUUCUGCUCUUGGCAAUAGUGAUGCAUCUCACAAUAAUCCUGAACCUAGUCCUUCUUCGUCUAUUGUAAAUGAAGAAAUCAGUUCACUAGUUGACAAAAAUGAUGUUGCCAAUAUAUCUGACACUGUUGAAGAUGAAACUCCCACAGCAGAAAAAAGCACUGUACCUCAAUUCAGGAAUCAGCCUAGUGAGAAUCGAACCCGUGUCUAUUCCAACACACGUUACGCCUACGCAAGGCAUCCUAGUAAUCGAGGCCAAGGCUUUUUCCGGGGCAACAGAGGAGGAGGUUAUCAACAACGACCCUAUAAUAGGAAUUUCACGUACAAUAGGAACAACUCGUACAAUAAUUAUGAUAUGUCAGGAGAUUAUCGUAAUCAUCCUCAUCAAGAACGAGAUGGUCCUUCAUACCCUAAUGAUAGAAACUUCAAUAAUAAUUCUAGAGAUAACAGAAAUGAUCGAAGCAAAGGGCGAGGACAGCGUAGACCUGGAAAUGGUGGACGUUAUCGUGGAAAUAUGGCCCAGAGACAGAAUAUGGACAACGUACCUAAAACUGAACCUUCCUCAACUGAUGCUAAUGCCCCAGUGGACAUUGAUAAAUCUAAAAUUGUGAAUGGUUGGGAAAAUUAAUCUGUAUUUAAAUUUAUAGGUAUUUGUUAUUUACUAACGUCUGCCAUCAGUCAUAAUUUUUUUUAAAGUAUGGUUAUGGUUUCACACACCCAAGUUGGUAAUACUAUGCAUGGAUUCUAAUUUCAUUCGGAAAAUCUUAGUUCCAACACUUGUUCAAAAUUUUUUGUAUGUGUUAAAGUAAUUUUUUUUUUAAUAAUAGCAGUUCACAAUUUAAGUAGUAAAACUUUUUUUUAUUCAUUGUUAUCGUGAAAAAAUGCUGUAUUUGCAUUAAUUUAAAAUUAGUUUUCCAUGAAUUCCGAUGAGAUAGGUUUAAAACAUUCAUUGCAAAUUCUUUCUUUAAAAAAAUUAAGUGUUUGAAUUUUUAAUAAAUUAGUUUGCAUUAAAUCAUUGAAUCGAACGUUGCUAAUGUUUUGUUUAUAUAUCUGUAUCUGUGUUUUACAUGUAGAUAGAUUUUUAUUUUUUAGAGAUAAAGCAAUUUUUUAUGUCUUUUUUGAGAUGAAUAUGUAAAAAUGAAGACAUAAUGUUGUAUCAUGUCUAUAUUUUUCAUUUUUGGUAGCUCUUUAAAUGAGAAAAGCUUUCUCAAAAUGAAAAAGGCACAAAUUUUAAAUGUAGAAGGAACUAUUGAUUUCUUCAUUUAAAGAAAAUUCAAAUUUAAUAAUAUUAAUUUUGAGCAGUGUGACUGGAAUUUAGAUGUUCCUUCAAUUCAAAGUGCCAAAGGCCAAAGUGGCUUUUAUUUGGAACUUGUGUAAUAAAAGUUUCAAUGUGUGCCUUAUUAUAUAUGCAUUGUUCUUCACGGAUGCACAAUUUUGAAAGUUAUGUUCCUGUCUUAUCCUUUGAACUUUACAACUCUCUUUAAAUCUUCUUGGAACCCUGAGCUGAAAAGUAUUUGAAUGAAGAUUCAUCUGAGUGUGUUAUUUUAAGUCUUCAGAUUUCAAAGCAAUACUUUCUUUGAUGUUAAUAUAUCAGACUAUUAGAUAAAAUUACUCAGAACCACAACUGAGCUUUUCAGAGCCAGUGUUUCUGAAACAUAUAUUCUUCAAAUGAGAUUCUGCAGCUGCUUUCCUCUCCUCUUGGUUUUCUCAUUUCCUUUUUCCUCCUUCCAAAUGGUCUUUUGAUAAUUAUCCACUUCCAUUUUUCUUUGAUUCUGUUUUUUUAUUGUUUCAGUAAAUAUAUUAUAUAUAAUAUAUAUAUCAAGUGGGCAGGUCCCCUCUUAUUGUAUUUAGUGUAUAUUGUGCCUUCGAAUCAAAGAGCUCUCCAAUGUGUUGCUAAGUCACUCUGAGGCAAUAUUAAAAGUGAACUUUGCAAUGUUACGUGUAGUUGCCCAAUUGAAUCUGGAAUUAAAAAGAUGCAGCUCUUCACAUUUGAUUGUUAAACCUUUGUUGAUUAUGUAUCCUUAUAUAUGAUUUGUUGUUUAUUAUCAAAAUGUAUAUAUUUUACUUUUUAGCUGUGCAAUAUAGGCCAGUUGUGUGCUUAGUAUUUGCAGCCUUUAAGUAUGGGACCAUUAUUUUUACACCCUUGGCAUGUUUCUUCUCCUUGUAAUCGCAUCUAGUAGCAUAAUAAAAAUUGCUUUUUCGGCUAGCUUGCGUAGAGGUUUCUUGCCUUUCCCAAAUUUCAUUGCUUGUGUGUGACUUCUGUACCAUACAUUUAGUAUUUGUGUAUAUAUGACUGUACAUAUAUAGAGAGUACUUGUGCUUGUUAAUAAAACAUUUUGCAUACCUUGACAA